GAAGGCACUCCUGCGCCUAAGAAACCUCCACCCGUUGAGAGCAAAUUGCUUUGUAGUCUUGAAGAGUUGUAUUCUGGAUCAACUAGGAAAAUGAAGAUUUCUAGAUCCAUCGUUGACGCUAACGGGAGACAGGCACAAGAGACAGAGAUACUGACGAUUGUUGUGAAACCGGGAUGGAAGAAAGGGACAAAGAUCAAGUUUCCUGACAAAGGAAACGAGCAAGUGAACCAAUUACCAGCUGAUUUGGUGUUUGUUAUCGACGAGAAACCGCACGAUUUGUUCAAGAGAGACGGGAAUGAUCUCAUGACAAGCCGGAGAGUGACGCUCGCAGAAGCUAUAGGAGGAACAAAUGUGAAUAUCAACACGCUCGAUGGGAGGAAUCUACCCGUUAGUGUCCCGGAAAUCGUCAGUCCAGGGUAUGAGCUUGUUGUUCCUGGAGAAGGGAUGCCAAUAGCUAAAGAACCAAGAAACAAAGGCGAUCUCAAGAUCAAAUUCGAUGUUCAGUUUCCCGCAAGAUUGACAACAGAGCAGAAA
Messenger RNA from Camelina sativa (false flax), 534 nucleotides. The record is from RefSeq and is a predicted model, not a curated record. Lineage: Eukaryota; Viridiplantae; Streptophyta; Magnoliopsida; Brassicales; Brassicaceae.